Naegleria gruberi is the source of this 1512-nucleotide messenger RNA. RefSeq lists its product as uncharacterized. Lineage: Eukaryota; Heterolobosea; Eutetramitea; Acrasida; Naegleriidae. The transcript is spliced from 2 exons. The record is from RefSeq and is a predicted model, not a curated record. The coding region runs from base 1 to 1512 and encodes 503 amino acids.
AUGUUAACAGAUAUUCACUCAAUAUUUGGUUAUGUCAUUUCGAGAUACUUGUUUGAGAGGAAUUUUGUAUCGGAUAAAGGGAAGAGAUUUCGAAUGAUUCCUGAGAGUCCAAUGGUCAAACACAGUGAACAUUUGAAACACACCUCCGAUCAACAACAAUUUCUCUACUUGAUUGGAAAAUCACUUGUGGAUGGAGGAGUAAUGGCUGCUAAUGGAGCAAGUAAAUUAAUGAUGGGAAAGGAUAAGAUACAAUUAUUGAGAAAAACAUCACUCAAACAAUUCUUUAAAGUGUUGAGCACGAAUAUGUUUAAAUUUCUGAGGAGAAUUAAACGAUUCUUCUCCCAUUUGACUUUUGAACAAAAGUAUUACGUAGUUGGAAUGAUUUUGGCUAAUUUACCUGAUGUAGAUAUUGCAUUAUUCAUCAUUUCGUUUUUCUUGUCAUUCUUCAAGGGAUUUUCGAGAAUGAUUGACAGAAUUCAUAGAUUGUGGGAGCUUUUUAUUUCAUUAACAAAUAAGAAACAGGAGGAAUCUUCUGGUGGUGGAAUGACUUCAAGUUUCAGUAGUUCUUCACUUAAUGCAGCACAGACUCCUGCUGGUAGCUCUAGUAAUUUAUCUCAAUAUGAUUCUGAUUCUGAGGAUACUCAACCAACAGUUACUAACGCAAGAAGAAAUUGGAAAGCCAUGCUUGAAAGACGUGACAAGAAUAGUCUUACAUUUAGGCGAACUAUUUCACAUUCUCUGCCUAUUAAUUUAUUAUUAUCCCCACUCAUUGGUUUUGGAGUUCAGAAAGUGUUGGGCUUGCAUGGAUUUAACAGCUUUACACAUUGUACAACAUUAUCUGCAUGUUGCUUGAGUUCUCAUUUAUUGUUGGAUUUCAUGACUAAUUUUGGUACUGCACUCUUGUAUCCAAUUUCAUCAGAAUUAUAUUCAUUUGGUAUUGUAACGAGUUGGGACUUUACACUCAUUGUAUUUUUCUAUUCUUGGUUGACUGCCAGUAGAUUGAAUAGAUGGAAACAAAGCAAUGUUUUCUGGAUUGGUCUAUUCUGUUUGGGACUCAUUUUCAUUUGGAAGAGAGCCAUGAUGUCAGAAGUUUAUAGUCGUUAUUAUUUUUUCAUGGAAGCUCAAAAGAGAAAACAUACAAAGAGUAUUCAAAAUGCUCCUUCAAUUUGGUUACAACCUUCAAACUUUUUCAAUGGACAAUAUACUGUCAUGAAGUAUGAUCCAAAAACAGAUUUAGUUUCAGAGUUAAAAACAGUUCAGGCAACAAAAUACAUUUCCUUGAUUAAUUGGAUUUUGACAGCAUUUGGAUUUAGUGUAAGCGAUGUGAGGCAAAUUCAGAUCAAUGACAAGUUGGGAAAAUUCAAGGGUCAAAUUGCUCCUAGACAAUUCCUUAUGGUGAUUUAUUCUAAUCUUAAGAAUAGAAAAGUUCUUUAUGAAAUGAUCAAAUCAAGUACACCUUCGCUGAUAUUUAUUAUUUCCUACAUUAUGUACUUGAUUGUAUCAGAUGAUUAG